AGACUCCCUCAUUCAUUCGCAGAGAAAACUCUUGUUCUUAAAGACGCAAUGUAUCCGUAAGAGAGCUGGGAGGGAGAGAGAGAGAGAGAGAGAGAGUGGGGGGGAAAAAAGCGUUUUGACUUAAUCCGAGUCAAAGAGCAGGUUAGGUUAGCCCCAAUGUGCGCAGAGAGUAGGCUCUGCGUAAAGACCCGCAGACUCCAGUGAUACGCUCAAAUUUGACAGUGACUACUUUUAAAGCCGCCCAGUCUUCAGACCUCUUAGAUCGCACACGCGUGCAGCUCAUUAGGAGUUUGAUUAAGAGCUAAAUCGAUCUCUUGCGCACAAUCAGGAGAAAGUGACAUUUCCCAGAGUUGUUUUAUUUUUUUUAUUUUUAUUUUUUUUCUCCCCUUAACAGCAGCAGCCUGUUUUUGAGGAAGAGAUGGCAAAGUUCUUCCGAGCUGCUAUCAUGGGUCCACCAGGAUCAGGGAAAGGCACGAUAUCCAAGAGGAUUGCGCAAAGCUUUGGCCUGCAAUAUCUGUCCAGUGGCCACUAUCUGCGAGAGAGCAUAGCGGCAAACACAGAGGCAGGGCUGCUGGUGAAGAGCUACGUCGAAAGAGGCAUGCUGGUGCCUGACCAUGUGAUGACCAGGCUGAUGCUGCCCAGACUGGAGCAGCUGAGCGGCCACAGCUGGCUGCUGGACGGUUUUCCUCGCACACUGUCGCAGGCUCGGGCCCUCAACAAUUUGUGUCAGCUCGACUUGGUCAUCAGCCUCAACAUCCCCUACGAGACCCUGAGGGAGAGACUGAGCGACCGCUGGAUCCACCCAGCCAGCGGUAGAGUCUACAACAUGGGCUUCAACCCGCCCCGAGUGAAGGGCAAAGACGAUGUCACCGGUGAGCCGCUGAUUCAGCACGACGACGACAAGCCCGAAGCUCUGAUGGCCAGACUGAGACACUACAAAGACGUGGCGAAGCCGGUCAUAGACUUGUACAAGUCUCAAGGAAUCCUGCACUCAUUCUCUGGUACAGAGACGGACCGGAUUUGGCCUUACAUCAACUCUCUCCUCAACACCAAGAUGCACACACAGCCAUCAGAUGCUUGCCAAAGCCAGACACCCUGACACUGCUCUGAGAGAGAGAGAGAGAGAGGCAGCCACGGAGACAGGAGGAGGAAGGAGGAGGAAGAGGAAGGAGGAGGGAGGAAGGAGGAGGCAGGAUGACAUCUUUUCAUGCUGGCCUCAUGUCAGCUUGGAGCUUCCUCGUUAACGGCGAGGUUUCGAAAAAUGGACUAGGACACUGUUCAGCACGUGUGUGAUCCAAUCACUAGUUGGUUUUCCAAAUGAAUGGUUGCAUGCAAAUAUUUCAGGAGCUUUAUACUGAAGAUUGUGACGAAUUCAACAUGAUCGCAAAAAAAAUGCUCACAUCCUGCAAGGCAAUAUCAACACGCAUCAUUUUUUUUUUUUUGUAAAUCAGAAGCACUUAUUUUCACAUUUGACUUUUUGAUUUUCAGUUUAUUUUUUCUGUUUUCGACCUGUUCAUUGUGUAGAUUGAAUAAUGAAUCAGGGAUUCUCUUUAUAGUAACAAAACUACAGAGCUGAUGGAUCAAUGGAAGCCAGACAUUGCGAGGUUUGGUCACUCAGAGCAUUGAAUACAUGUUUACUGUAAAGAAAGUAACAUGCUAGUCAGAGCAAACAUGGGUAACGCUUCUUAAAAAAUCUGAUAUAUAUAGUUUUUUUUCUUCUAACAAUAACAAACACUAUCACAUUUUACUGCCUCUAUAAAUAUACUGUGUGGGUUUUUGCCAUUUUUGCCAUAACUUCACAACUGUAGCUUUCACUGUUUUGAAAACGCACAAAUUUCAGUCUCGCCACAACCAUAACCCAACCCGUUCAGCAUGGUAUCACAUCUUAAACGAGCUUCGACAGAUCAUCCUUUGGGUACUUUUUUUUUUUUUUCCUCCUCAAACUAGAAACCUGAAACCACUUGCUUGCUGGGUCACCUGCAAGUCACGAUUUCAUAAAGUGGUUUUCAGCUCUUCAACUUUAUCAGCGCAGCGUUUCUACAAUAUAUCCAUCACAUACACAGACAGACCAUUUGCACUGUAUAAACUGCUAUUCUUUACUUUAAUGCUGGAAUGCUGCCGAGUUUUGUAAGAGUUUUUGGGCGCGGUACAAGCAGGCCUCGCCGUCGCUCCGCGUCACACCGGGGCUGGGAUGAAGACCGACGCCUUCGAUGUUGUUAGAUUCCUUUAAAUAUAAGACUGCCUUGAGAUUUAUGUCAUCAAAACAUUAUAUUUUCGUUAAAUUGUCAUUUUGUGUGCAGCGUUUGUUCAGCUAUAGAAUACUGUUGUAUGAUAACUUUAGCAAAUAAGAGGUCACGUUUAUGACUCUGACCAGGAUGUAAAGGUGUUUUUUGUUUUUUCCUUCCAGAUUGUUUGAAUAUAGAAAUCAGUUAUCGGAUGAACUACUUGUAAAAUGUCCACCUUUGCUUUGCAGCUUUUUAUUUUUUAUUCUGAGAAGUGAUAAAGCUUGUCAUUGCCUCAAGCACACUAGCGACCAACAUGUGCAAUAGAACAACCAAGACCAAACAGGAUGUUUUUUUUAGUUCUGGCAACACUGACAUUCCAGAUUUACAACUUUCUCGUCAGUUUUGUAUCACCUUAAUUGAUUAUAAAAUAGUGUGAAUUCAGGGAUUGGCCAUGGGCAACACAUAUGGAAAACAUUUUCCAUUAGGUUUUCAGUGAUUUUGUGUAUUUUCCUUAUCUGGGGGUCAAAGGUUAUCGUGUGUUGCAUGCUGUACAUUAGAUUGUGAGGUAUUUUGAGUUGACUCAACCAAGAUGGGAGACCGAGGAAGAAGAAACCGAAUCUCAGCAGCAGAAGUGUGACGUCUAUUGAUGUUGAUUUGAUAAACACGUCUGGAGAGUCUGUGGAGAGCAGCUGAUUUACUCUGUGGUUUCUGCUGCGUCGACUCUAUCGCUGGAUGCUCGGUGUGUUGUUGUCGUCGGGUGAAUGGGUGCGAUGCGAAAGCGUUAAACUGUACAUAACCACAAUACACUGCUGUUAUGUAACACCAGUGAUUUUUUUUUCUCCCCUGCCCUGUUCAUACCAUGCUGGCUACACAUAUUACAUUCCAAGAACAAUAAAAACAAAUAUUUUCCCA
Messenger RNA from Stegastes partitus (bicolor damselfish), 3137 nucleotides. RefSeq names its product adenylate kinase 4 (gene ak4). The record is from RefSeq and is a predicted model, not a curated record. Gene Ontology annotation, biological process: nucleobase-containing compound metabolic process. Lineage: Eukaryota; Metazoa; Chordata; Actinopteri; Pomacentridae. Gene Ontology annotation, cellular component: mitochondrion. The transcript is spliced from 5 exons. Gene Ontology annotation, molecular function: ATP binding; AMP kinase activity. Bases 419 to 1099 code for a protein of 226 amino acids.